AUGCCCUCGGCCCCGCUUCCAGGCCAAGUGGCACGAUACAGCAGCCCUCUCUUCAUGUAUCGCCGCAUCUUGAGGAAUUCAUCACCCAAGCCUGACACGGUGUUUAUAGCAAAGGACAAUUGCAAGACCGCCUUUCACGUCAUGACACAGCGACCAGGCUAUGGAAACAACCCGUACACUGUGAGCCGCUGGUACCUCAAGGAGAAGGUGCAUAGCAGCAAUAGAAAUCGACUGGAGGGCCUUUACGAGUGUGUGCUUUGCGCCUCCUGCACCGGCAGUUGUCCCCAGUACUGGUGGAACCGUGAACACUUUCUCGGGCCUGCCGUUCUACUGCAAGCGUAUCGCUGGUUGAUUGAGCCGCUAGACCGCGAUUAUGACAGCCGUGUCAAGAUGUUUGAGCAUGGCUCUUUGGUGAACUUUUGCCACAACAUUUACAAUUGCAGCAUAACUUGCCCAAAGUUCCUUAACCCAGCGUAUGCCUCGAAGGAAAUUAAGCGCAUGGGCUCGCCCGUCACACCACGUGUUCCACCGGCAUUGGACACACCGGCAAUCACGAAAUAG
This is a messenger RNA of Trypanosoma rangeli, 561 nucleotides long. RefSeq names its product succinate dehydrogenase. The coding region runs from base 1 to 561 and encodes 186 amino acids. The record is from RefSeq and is a predicted model, not a curated record. Gene Ontology annotation, molecular function: iron-sulfur cluster binding. The transcript has a single exon. Gene Ontology annotation, biological process: respiratory electron transport chain; aerobic respiration. Lineage: Eukaryota; Euglenozoa; Kinetoplastea; Trypanosomatida; Trypanosomatidae.